UGUAAAAUAUUCUCCUAGACAGCCUUACUAGAGCAUAGGCCGCAAUCACUGUGCUGACCUUGUAACGUGGAAGCACCGAAACAAGCUGCAUUAAUUUCGAAAUCUUUUGUGUCUCGAGCCGGCUUUUAUUGCCUUCAGCCGAUACUACAGUACAUUGAUUAAAGUCGUACUUAUACGAGCACGUACAUAUGUAGUUUAUCUUUCAAGUGUCCUGCCGACAGCGUGUAACAACAACUUUGUAUACGGGAAUAUGUUGAACUUGAAACCGUGCAUAUGGAUUAUCGUCGUUCUGAUGAUAAAAAGAAGAUAAUUGUUCUUCGAUGACGUAAAAAUUGAUGUAUGGACCAGACAGCGAUUAUGAAGUGGAAGAUGAUGGAAAUUAUAAGAGCCAGAUGACGAAGAUUUUCUAGAGAUGCCCGAUUUCUGAACGCCGUGAUUAAAGAAGCUACGUGCGUGGAAGCUGGUGCUUUUAAUCGUAUGAGAACUGACUGAAAAUUACACUAAGGGUCAUACAUCCAAUCUCCCCUCCAUAAUUAAAAGCCAUUUUGCGCCAUAACUUGAAAGAACAUCAUGCAAGCCGAAAUUGUGGAGAUGCAGCCAGAUCCGAAACUAACAUGGGGCUAUGACAAUAAUGCCCGCCCACAAACGACUGCACAGGACCGCUCUGCCGCUAUGUGGAACGCGUUUGAUCAGUCAUGCUCACCAUCCAGCAUCCAAAGAUCCUGGGGCAAGCCAGCGACCGAAACGGCGAGAGUCCGUACGCGGAAAUUAUGCGAACUAAAGGCGGAGGAACGGCAAGAAAUCGUUGAUCUAUUCGACAAAGGUUACUCUUGCUCCUACAUUGUGCGCAGAGCAAACUUGUCCCGCCCCCACAUUAAGCAGGUGUUGUGUGCGGCUGGGCGUACGGGAAUCUUUAGGAAACGGCAAAAUGGUAGCGACGAUGGCGCAAACUUACCAAAGGUUGUCAAGAGUCGCUCCACAACUGUUCGGCAGCUGUUGGAUCAGUUACGGUCGACCUCUAGUAUUCAAGGAUCCCAAGCUGUACCAAAGAAAGAAACAGAGAUUUUCAAAACGGCGUGCAACCUUACUCCCGCAAGCAAACAGUACAUCCUGGAUUUAUUCGACCAAGGUCACACUUGCUGCUAUAUUAUGGAGAAGACCAAUAUGUCUGGCUACGAUAUUGGACAAGUACUGGGCGCAGCGGGGAGAACCUUUGCCGAACAGAAUCCAAAGAGGUACGACGCAUUGCGCCCGGUUGUUCUCAGGCUAUUCGAGCAGGGCUGGUCUCUUCGAGCGAUUAAAAGGAAGUGCGCUGGAAAUUCACCGUUUCGGGUAGAAAAGAUAUUGAUGGAUGCCAGUUUAACUCCCAAAUCGCGACCGGCGGCAACUUCGCCGUUGCAAUCCCACCACGAAGGCGGAGCAAGUGGUGCUGGGACUGCUCUCACUAUUUUGCUAGAAGACGGACAGUGCGGAUGUUCCUCGAAGGAGACAGGGCUUUAUCAAGAAGCAGCCGGCAUCGCUCAAGAUAGGAGUGACAUUGGCUGCGGAACAGACACCCCACCUGGACAAUUCUCCGAGCAAGGAAAACAGGAGGAAGAAAUUGUGGAACACUCCACAAUUUCCCCGGACAGAUGUGCUCGGGCUGCUUCGGAAAUACCGUUGCUUCCGCCAGAUAAUCCGAGCACGAGCGGCCGUAGCGCAAGGUAUCAGUGCCAGAUUUGCCGUUUACACUGGGAUGAAGAGAAAGACUUCCUGUUGCAUUUGGCCGACAAAGAGCACGAACAGCUGCUUGCCAGUAGAAUUUUUUUGUAUUGUACAGGAUGUAAAUUCAAGACCCGAAAACCGGGGACUAUGGGCCGACACAUUGUGAAGUAUCAAUCGCAAAAUGCGCUGCAAGACUGUAUGCAUAGUAUUACAACUAUAAACUGAAUUAAUGGUGGCUAAUCAAAUACAAAAUUUGUUGCCUGCCUAACUCAGCUGGCUACCAGUUGCAAUUGUCGCUCAGAUUUAAAUGCGAGCGACAAAUUUUCCCAUUUCUAGUAAACUUUUUAAUAUUUUGGAAGCAUUUUGGGACUUCUGAAAGUUUAGGGGCGCCCUGGCCGCUGUCAGAUAUUUUGAUUUUCUAUAGUCUGAAACACUAAUACCUUAAUUGCCGCUUA
Paramacrobiotus metropolitanus is the source of this 2159-nucleotide messenger RNA. RefSeq lists its product as uncharacterized. Bases 571 to 1929 code for a protein of 452 amino acids. The record is from RefSeq and is a predicted model, not a curated record. NCBI's taxonomy places the organism in Eukaryota, Metazoa, Tardigrada, Eutardigrada, Parachela, Macrobiotidae. The transcript is spliced from 3 exons.